Molecule: messenger RNA, 2125 nt
Organism: Scheffersomyces amazonensis
Lineage: Eukaryota; Fungi; Ascomycota; Pichiomycetes; Serinales; Debaryomycetaceae
Gene: PEX5
Product: Pex5p
Exons: 1
Coding region: 109-1959 (616 amino acids)
Biological process (GO): protein import into peroxisome matrix, docking
Cellular component (GO): peroxisomal membrane; cytosol
Molecular function (GO): protein binding
Source: RefSeq, a predicted model, not a curated record
GAAAUAUUAUAAAUAACUUCUUUUUUUCAAUAUUAAUUGUUAAUACUAAUAUAGAUCAUAGUACACUAUAGUAAUUUGAAUAACUAUACGCAGUAAACUUAUAUUAAAAUGUCAUUUGUUGGUGGAGGAUCCGAAUGUUCGGUUAACGGAAAUGCUGUAGCUCAAUUUAAUAAGCACACUCAACAAGAUAGAUCUUUACAAAGACAGACAGCAGGUCUGCCUGGAUUUGUACAGAAUCAAGGUUUUAAACAAGAAAAUCUUAUGAAUUUAAGAGAUAGACAACAAAUGGAUCAAUUUAUUAAUAAUGGAGGAUCAAAUCAAAAUGCUUUCCAAUUUCAACCUUUAAGACAUGAACUUAAUGUAAUUCAGCAAUCUAAUGGUGGGAAAUCUGCUCCUGGUUGGUCUGCUGAAUUCCAAACUCAUUCACCAUCUCCAAUUCAACAUCAACCACUUCCUUCUACUAUUGCUAAAUCAAAUAGUCCUGUUAAUGGUCAUUGGGCAUCAGAAUUUGGAGUUCAACUGCCAAUUAAUCAAAAUGUUAAUGUUCAACAAUCUCAUCCAAAUAUGAUGGUUGGAAACUAUAGACCUAUGAUGUCAACUAUGCCACUUGUGGGUAAUAGUUUUCAACAGCAUCAACAUCAACCACAACAGGUUCAAAAUAUGGAUCAAGUUCAUCAAGAACCUCUGGUAGAUUGGGAUAAUCAAUUUAAACAAAUUGAAGAAUUAACUAAUGAAGCCAAAGAAAAAGAUGCAGAAACUCAAGAAGGAGAAAUUAAAGAAGUAGAGGGUCAAACUGAAAAGGAAGGGUCACCGGAAUUUGUUAUAGACGAUAAAUAUCAAGCUACAUUCCAAGAGGUUUGGGAUGGAUUAAAUUCGGAAGCACUUGAACAAGAUUUUAUUACUCAACAAUAUGAAGAUUUUAAAAAUACUCAAAGAAGUACUUAUGAUGCUGAUAUGAAUCAAUGGGAAAAAGAUUUUGCUAGAUAUGUAUCUACCAGAGCACAUUUUGGAGAUUAUCAAUUUGAAGAUAAAUCUAAUAAUCAAUUUUUAGAUUUACCUGCUGAAGUUGAACCUUAUGAAAUUGGUCUUCAAUUAAUGGAGAAUGGUGCAAAAUUAUCAGAAGCUGCUUUAGCAUUUGAAGCUGCUAUUCAAAAAAAUGAAAAUCAUAUAGAUGCUUGGUUAAAAUUAGGUGAAGUUCAAACUCAAAAUGAAAAGGAAAUUGCUGGAGUAACUGCAUUAGAAAAAUGUUUAGAAUUACAUCCUGAAAAUUCAGAAGCUUUAAUGAUGUUAGCAAUUUCUUAUAUUAAUGAAGGUUAUGAUAAUGCUGCAUUUGCUACAUUAGAAAGAUGGAUUUCUACAAAAUAUCCUCAAGUUUGUGAUAAGGCAAGACAAGAAAAUCCUAGUAUAUCUGAUGAAGAUAGAUUUUCAUUAUAUAAGAGAGUUUCUGAAUUAUUUAUUAAAGCAGCUCAAUUAUCUCCUGAUAAAGCCAAUAUGGAUGCCGAUGUUCAAGUUGGUUUAGGAGUAUUAUUUUAUGCAAAUGAAGAAUUUUCAAAAACAGUUGAUUGUUUUAAAGCUGCUUUAUCUAUUAGACCAGAUGAUCCAUUAUUAUGGAAUAGAUUAGGAGCAUCAUUAGCUAAUUCUAAUAGAUCCGAAGAAGCAGUUGAAGCAUAUUUUAAAGCAUUACAAUUAAAACCCACAUUUGUUAGAGCAAGAUAUAAUUUAGGAGUUUCAUGUAUUAAUAUUAAAUGUUAUAAAGAAGCUGCUGAACAUCUUUUAAGUGGAUUAUCUAUGCAUCAAGUGGAAGGGGUAGAUGCAGGAAGUACAUUAAAUCAUAAUCAAUCAACUGCUUUAACAGAAACUUUAAAGCGAGCAUUUAUUGCCAUGGACAGGAGAGAUCUCUUGGAAAAGGUUAAACCUGGCAUGGAUUUAAACCAAUUCAGAGGAGAAUUCAAUUUCUAACCUUACAAUUUAUAAUUUAUAACCUUAUAAUUUAUUUAUUUAUUAUUUAUUUAUACCUAUCAUUAACCGGAUUCUCUCGCCCUUAAUGCAUAUCACUCCUUCUUAUCGUAUAAUUAUCCGGUAAUUUUUGCAACUUGCCGCACAGGAUGACUCAACCGAAAAAAAA